Molecule: messenger RNA, 4310 nt
Organism: Esox lucius (northern pike)
Lineage: Eukaryota; Metazoa; Chordata; Actinopteri; Esociformes; Esocidae
Gene: gpsm1b
Product: G protein signaling modulator 1b
Exons: 14
Coding region: 516-2585 (689 amino acids)
Molecular function (GO): protein binding; GTPase regulator activity
Source: RefSeq, a predicted model, not a curated record
AAGUAGAGGACUCUGUCAUGUAGUGCUAGUUGAGAAGAGCAUCAUGCAAUGCAUCCCAGGAUCCAUCCCAUUUCCUGUUGUACCUAUUGAUCUGCAUUUUACCGUUUUCCUGUGGAAUUGUGGACCUCUGCUUGUGUAGAUAUCCAUAGAAAACACAGGCGGUGUUGGAAGGAGUAACUGUGGCUUUGAAAGUAUUUUUGUAAUUUUGUUUUUAUUAUCGAUGACCUAAAGGGUUCAGAGGUUCGUCAUUGUUUCUUUGGGAAGCCUUUGGGAUAAGCUGAGGAACAGUUUUCUGCGAUCUGGCUGCACUUUUCACAUUCAACUACUGGAGUAAUACGUGAAAUCAUUGUCACCCAUAUUGUUUUCCUGCAUUCUCCAGCAGAAGUCUUGAGUAUUGCAAUAGCAUGUCAUAUUUAGCAUAAAAAAAAAAAAAAGUCACCCUAAAAUUUCACCUCAUGAUACCCACAUCGCUGGAGCUUAGGAGGCUUUAGUGUCUUUAGUUGACUUGGCACUCAAUGUCAUCUGACUCCUGUCAUCUCACUGGGGCACAGAGAGCCAUAUGUAGGCUGGUCCACCGGGGCCCCAGACCUCAGGCCUUGCUGAGGCCCAUAAGACAAGAGCUAGCAGUGUAUGUGGAGAAGAGCCGAACCAAGCAGAAACAGAGGUACUGGAUGGAGGCCUCGUGUCUGGAAUUGGCCCUGGAGGGAGAGCGGCUGUGUAAAUCAGGUGACUUUAAAGGGGGGACAGCAUUUUUUGAAGCGGCUGUACAGGUGGGAACAGAAGACCUGAAGACUCUCAGUGCCAUCUACAGCCAGUUGGGUAACGCCUACUUCUACCUGAAGGAAUACGGCAAGGCACUGGAGUACCACAGACAUGACCUCACUCUGGCAAGGACAAUCGGGGACAGGAUAGGGGAGGGGAAAGCCAGUGGUAACCUUGGAAACACGCUGAAGGUUCUAGGGCGCUUUGAUGAGGCAGCAGUGUGCUGUCAGAGACACCUGGACAUCUCCCAAGAGCAGGGGGACAAGGUGGGAGAGGCCAGGGCUCUGUAUAAUAUAGGGAAUGUGUUCCAUGCCAAGGGUAGGCAGCAGCUGUGGGGCUGCACCCAGGACCCUGGAGACCUCCCGCCAGAUGUCAGGGAUACACUGCAAAGGGCUACUGGCCUCUACGAGAUGAAUCUGUGUCUGGUCAAAGAGCUGGGCGAUAGAGCUGCUCAGGGGAGGGCCUUUGGUAACCUAGGCAACACCCACUACCUGCUGGGAAAUUUUGUGGAGGCCAUAAAAUUCCACAGACAAAGACUCUCCAUUGCAAAGGAGUUUGGUGACAAGGCAGCCGAACGUAGAGCUUACAGUAACCUUGGCAACGCUCUGAUAUUCCUAGGCCAGUUCAACACUGCAACAGAGUAUUACAGGAAAACACUGCAGCUGUCCCGUCAGUUAAAGGACCAGGUAAUGGAGGCCCAAGCAUGUUACAGCCUGGGAAACACCUAUACUUUACUGCAGCAGUACGAGAGAGCCAUAGACUACCACCUUAAACACCUCCUUAUUGCCCAGGAGCUCACUGACAGGGUUGGAGAGGGCCGUGCUUGCUGGAGUCUGGGAAAUGCCUUUGUGUCUUUAGGGAACCAUCGUCAGGCCCUACACUAUGCCCGCAAACACCUAGAAAUCUCCAGAGAGAUUGGAGACCGGAACGGUGAGUUGACAGCCAGGAUGAAUGUAGAGCAGCUGAUGGAGGCUCUGGGGGUCAACGAGAGUGACCUUUCCCCAUGCGGGUCAGAGUUUGAGGUGCAAGGAGCCAGGCCCAAAUUCACUAAAAGAAACAGCAUGGACAGUGUGGAGCUAUGGAAAUACUCAUCAGAUAAGAAUGGAGACAGCCAUGAUUUGGACAGUAUAUCCCGGAGAUGGAAGAAUCAACAGUCUCAGCCAGGCAGAGGGAAAGGCUACCCCAACAGCCAGUCCUUAGAUGAAAGGCAGUGGUUGAAUUCUACUGUGGACACUGAUGACAUCACUGUUCAAGUGCCGCUUCCAAAGUUGGGUCGUGACCCCUCAGAUGAGGACUGCUUCUUCGAUCUCCUCAGCAAGUUCCAAAGCAGCCGCAUGGAUGACCAGCGCUGCCAUCUUGACGACCAAAAUGGAGAAAAUGGCAAGAAUGGAGGGGCUGUCUCUCUCAAUGAAAUGCUAGACUCGGCACUCAUCACCUCACCCCAGACAGAGGAGCUGUUUGACCUGAUCGUCAGCUCCCAGAGCCGGCGCCUAGACGACCAGCGUGUCAGUGUUAGCAACCUGCCCGGCCUCCGGAUCACCCACAACAACCUAGGCCACCUGUGUGUUGACGCAGACCCCCAGGAGCCCAGCGAUGACUUCUUUAACAUGCUCAUCAAGUGCCAGUCCUCCAGGAUUGAUGACCAGCGGUGCUCCCCUCCAGAAGGGGGGCCCCGGGCCCCCACGGUGCCCGACGAGGACUUCUUCAGUCUAAUUCAAAGGGUACAGGCCAAGCGCAUGGACGAGCAGCGGGUGCACCUCCCAUCAGACGAACAGGACGGCCCUGAUUCUGAUCCAGAACCGCCCUCUGGAGACUCCAGCUAGGGGCCCAAGCACGCGCCCUUGGUGGAUUCCAUGUCGUAGAAGGUGGAAAUCAAUGGCAAAGAAAAAGAUGUAGGGGGGAAACUGGCCCCCACUUGAGAUCUGGGAAGGGUUGAAAUUAAGCGUGAUGUAACAAUCGAGCCCCAUGUGCAAUAGGCGGCACCCUUUCAGAUGUUGUGAAUCUGUUUAGUGGCGAAAGAUGUGUAAAUCUGGUAAAGAAUGAAUUUAUAUUAUACAAUAUUGACAUGAAUGAAGGCUUGAUUUAGUUUUUCCUCGAGGGGGUUUGACAUGCCAACAGGACAUAACAGAAAUAUAAUUCCCCAUCAACUGCCUUAACCAGUUUUCCUCAGAUUGUAUACUCAAAUUUCAGGUGUCUAUAAUUUGGAAGCGCAUGAUAUAGUGGUAUUUGAUUUGGGUGUGACAUUAAAUGCUGCUGAUAUUAUUGGUUCAAGAAGAGUAUUAGCUACAGUUUGCAGUGGUGAAAUUGCAUUCAGUGUUAGACAACAUCUAGAGACGACAUGAGUGAUAAUAAAACCAACAUGUUGUUCAAGUUGUUCAGUUAAUAGCCUCUAGUAAAAAAAAGCCAGGUUAUCAAAAAUGAAUUGAUCCAUUUCUCAACGAUCCUUUUCAUAUUUAAGGGAGACAGUAAGUAGUUGAAAUCAAACUUGAAUCAAGGUGCAUCACUUCAGUUAGACCAUGAAAGUGCCAAUAGUGUUGAUUUAGUUAUUAGUCUACUCUUUUCAGUCAACAAAUGUCGAGUGUUAAAGCCCUCACAGUGCCAUCAAAUUGUGACUGACCAAUGACCUAAGAGAGGACAUUCUAAUGGUUAGGGGAUGUUUUAUGACAGCACAACAGUACAGGCACACAAUGCAGUUUUGUAGAUAUCACCUGCUCCAAUUCCAGAACAGUUUCUUGUCUAAUUUUGUUAUACUGCCUCUUUGUGGUGAAACAUGUAUACUACAGCAUUCCUGUGUACCCAGUUUGAAAUUGUAAAUCAUUAAUAGUGGAAGGUUGAGGAUGUAAUCUUGUGCGCAUUGUCUAAUGUUUUUAAUAUUUUUUUAUUUCAGUUACCAGCUAUAAUCUGUACAGUAUACCUAUAUUGCAGAUUUUUUGCAGAUUAUUUUGUAAAGGUUAGUGUAUUUGCAAAGAAUUUUAGUGCCUGAUGUGUAUUUAAAUUUUGAGUUCUACUGUAGCAGACCCAGUGGACCAAAGAUAGGUACAGACUGGAGAAUUAAAAAAUAAAUAUAUAUAUGCUUGUAGUAGGAUCUAAAUGAACGAAAUUGUUGAUACAUGUUGCCUAACUGAUUAUCCAAAAUGUAUAUUUUGGUUGCAGUUCUUUGGGACUCCAUUUGUAGAUGUUAGCAUGGUGCUCUUGAUUGUAACCUCAAGUAUCGUGUCCACAAUCCAUGGCAGGUCUUGAAUUUACCCUGUGUGGUUUUUCAUCUGAUUAAUAAAUUAAACAAUUGAAAUUAUUAUUCUUUUAAUUUUUGUAAUUAAGGUCUAUGUCCCCACUGUUUUCCAAAAGAAAUAAAUUAUAAAAUGUUCUCUAUUCUCAUACCUAGGUCCAGACUUAUGGUACAAUUCUGUUUGUUACUGUCAUAUGCACAUAUUUUUGUAUUUAUGUUCCAUUUAAGGACAUCAUGUCCCACCCGGCUUUUAAUACAAUAUUGAUUUAACUCUUGUCAUGUCAACACGUCACCAAAAUAAAGUCUGCAUUCAAUCAAGGGA